This is a messenger RNA of Aethalodelphis obliquidens (Pacific white-sided dolphin), 2166 nucleotides long. RefSeq names its product glutathione S-transferase zeta 1 (gene GSTZ1). The transcript is spliced from 5 exons. The record is from RefSeq and is a predicted model, not a curated record. Gene Ontology annotation, molecular function: maleylacetoacetate isomerase activity; glutathione transferase activity. Gene Ontology annotation, biological process: glutathione metabolic process; L-phenylalanine catabolic process. Gene Ontology annotation, cellular component: cytoplasm; mitochondrion. Bases 1463 to 2101 code for a protein of 212 amino acids. NCBI's taxonomy places the organism in Eukaryota, Metazoa, Chordata, Mammalia, Artiodactyla, Delphinidae.
GUACCUCCACCAAGAGCUGGAGUGGGGUGGUAUGGGGUGGAGGGAGGCCUGGGUGAAAAGCCUCUGUCAGACAGGGCACCAGCCACAGCAUCCCCAGUCUCCUGGAGCCCUCAGCCUCGAAUGGCACCUCCACCUCGGAAGUCCAACUAGAGGAAGUGGGGAGGGGUGUUUUUCCUCUUGGGCCUGCCACCUCUCCCACUGCUCUCCAAAGCCCCUUAGCAACCAUGCUUCAGGCAGGCUCACAGAAUCCAGAGACCCUUGGUAACUGGGAACAGCUGACCUUCCUCAGUUCUUAUCUUAUUUGAUCUGGCAAAUUAAACAGAGCUGGCCAGUGUGGACCCCAGAGGCUUCGGGAAGGAGAAACUGGGCCCUCUGGUUUAGUCCUGGUUCGACCCUUCUGUCCCUCAGCUUAAGUCAGCCCUCGGCCAAGGUCAUAGUCGUAGCAGCUCGUACAGAAAGAGAACGGUGCUGAGUGUUUUUGUGUACAUGACUCCAUUUAAACCUCAACGACCCUGGGAGGGAGGUAUUAUUAUCAUCACCAUUGUACAGGUGGGAAAACUGGGGCACGGGGAGGUUAAGUAACUUGCCCAAGAUCAUGUAGCUAGUAAGAGGCAGGCCUGGAAUCUGAACCAGCUAGCCUAGCUCCAGCUAGUCCAUGCUCUUUACUACGCUAUGCUGCCUGUCAGAUGGGGAAACAGGCACAGAGGCUGACGUUACUUGUCCAGGGCCACACAGCUAGCAAGUGAACGUGAUGACAUUUAAACCCAGGUAGCCUGCUGCCAGGAGCCUGUUCCUGACCCGGAAGCCAUCCUUAUGACCCUCCCCCUCCCACAGUCACUUGGUAUUUGCUAGAAUCAGUAGGCAAGAGCACUGGGGUGCCCGAGGACACAUUUCUCCAAGAAGAUGGCCUCCCUGGGCCCAGAGCCUCUGCCCUGACGGGGCCAGACCAGCAGCGCGGGCACUGUCUCUGCAGGGCCACCACGCAUUGGCCUCCUGCCUGGCCCCGACCACUUCCACUCUCCAGGGUGGAGCUGACCGGCGCUGAGAAGGAGCCCCGCGUCUCCUGGGCUGUCUGCAGGCUGUGACACGUCUUGCGCUCCUCCCCUCGCUCAUUUGCCUGAUACCGGCCAUCGCCAUAUUUUAAGGCACAAGUGUGCACACUUACACACACAGUCUCCUCCACUAGGGUCGACCGAGUGUUUUGCCCUCACCAUGCUGGGAGGAAAAGAUCAAAGGAGAUGGAGAGGAAAUCCAGCCACUGGGAGUCAGCAGAUGUGCUGAGGUCACCAGAGAGCCCUGAUGCCUUGGGAUCUGUAGUCAACAGCCCUGAGAACGGAUAGAAUGGAUUAGAAAGGGGUUCUCCUCUAAACAGAACAAGAGUGUCCUCUGCCUGUGUGGGCCCUGCGUAGUCACUGAGCACCUUCCCUUGGCCCGCAGAUGACCUUUAUGGAGGAAUGAUUGCAUGUCUCCAACAAAUAAGCCCUGCUUGCCACUGGCUCUGGCCUUGAAAAACAUGGACUAUGAGACGAUAACCAUCAACCUCACAAAGGAUGGGGGGCAGCAGUUCUCUGAAGAAUUCCAGGCCCUGAAUCCCAUGAAGCAGGUGCCAGCCCUGAAGAUUGAUGGAAUCACCAUUGGCCAGUCACUGGCCAUCAUUGAGUACCUGGAGGAGACCCGGCCCACGCCGCAACUCCUGCCUCAGGACCCAAAGAAGAGGGCCCACGUGCGCAUGAUUUCCCACCUCCUGGCCAGCGGCAUCCAGCCCCUGCAGGAAGUUGAAGCAGACAGACAUCCAAAUCUCCUGAAAGCCAAUCCUAUGUGCCUCCCCCAUGCUGCCCUCCCCAACCCUGUGUCACACUCCCUCUCCUCACAAGGGACCAUGUCAGGGAGAAGCAUUGGAUGCAAUGGAGAGAGGCCUUGGGUUGUGCCUCCACCCUUACACAUCUCUGCCAGAGGGAUAGGGGCCACGAGGGCAGCCAGAGAAAGUGGCCUCUGGGAUCGUCACCUCCCUUCCCCCUCAGGCCCCACAGGGUGGGAGCUCACAGGGUCCAGGGUAGGACAGGUGUACAGCCAGGGACACACGGGAACCAAGCUCACCUGAGGGGACUUGGCUGAGUGCGCGGCUCAGCCUGGCUCCCAAAGCUCAUCCCAGAUUUUUCUUGGGCU